Closterium sp. NIES-65 is the source of this 1806-nucleotide messenger RNA. Lineage: Eukaryota; Viridiplantae; Streptophyta; Zygnematophyceae; Desmidiales; Closteriaceae. The record is from the annotation of a GenBank genome assembly.
AUGGCGGACGAUCAAGCCUCUGUCGACAGCCACGAGGAGAGCUUUGCGCAGAUCGCGCCGCCCGUCGCGCGCGCGCAGGUCUCGCAGUCCAACUCCGUCGUUGACGGGCGGCGCGGCGGGGGCUGGGGCGCAGGGGGCCGCGGAGUCGAGUUCCGCGGGCAAGUGCAGACGCGCUCGACGCGCAGUGGCCGCGGACGCGGAAGCGCGGGCGGACAGGGCGGAGUUGCGCUCAGCGGCGUCGGCGCGGUGGGGGAAGUCGGCGCAGGGCCUGGCGGAGCGGGAGUAUGGGGAGCCGCUGAGGGGGACGGCAGUCGCGCGGGGUACUGGGCGGGGGCGCCGGGUGAGGGCGUAGGGUUAGCGGGAGAGCGGGGCGCGGGGGCGUUUUCCGCCGUUGGCAUCCCCGCGCCUGCUGCGUCCGUCCAGAGCCAGGGGUCUUCGCUAGGCAGCGGGCAUGACGCGGGGGGAGGUGCGGGCGCGGGCGCGCACAAGAGGCAGCGGGGGAGGCGAUCCGCGCAUGCGCCCGCGAUGGCGGAGGUGCACAUGGCGGCGGAUCCGGGCGGGCGAUUCGGGGAUUCGGACGAGGUGUCGAUUGGCAGCAUGAACGCGUGUAGCAGCGGCGCCAGAAGCGGGGGAGGCGGAGGCGCUAGAAGCGGGGGGGGCAGCGCGGGGGGAGCAGUGGGCGGAAGAGAAGGCGCGGGUGGAGUUGGGGGGAGGGAUGAAGAGGAGAUGGGGGGCGCUGCUGCCUCAGGGGCGGGGCUAGGGGGGCGCGGAGGGGGGAGUGGGCGGGGGAGGCGAGGGGGAGGGGGGAGCAGGCAGGCGCAGGGGUCGCAGACAGGGGGAAGGGGGCAGGAGGAUCGUGAGAUAGACGCUUUGGGACGCUGCAUGACCAAGAUCCUGCGGCACCAGGCGAGCCAGCUGGGAUUGCACGUGGCGCCAGAUGGCUUCGUGCGAGUGGCCGAUCUCCUGCUGCUGCCCGUCAACACCAACGCCCACCGCGCCCUCGCCUCCCACACGCUGGAGGACGUGCGCCUGGCUGUGGCGCGGGACAACAAGCAGCGCUUCACUCUGAGGGAAGGGCCGGGUGGGGAGGUGUAUGUGCGGGCGAACCAGGGCCACUCGCUGCACGUGGACGAGGAGCAGCUGCUGCGAAGAAUCACCGACCCCGCUGCCCUUCCAGAGUGUGUACACGGCACGUACGAGCGCCACCUGCCAUCCAUACUGGCGUCGGGGUUGAGUCGCAUGAACCGGCAGCACGUGCACCUCACCAAGGGGGUGCCCUCGCAGCACCACUCCGUCGUCAGCGGCUUUCGUUCGAACUCAGAGGUGCUGGUGGUGGUGGACGUUGCUCGCGCCAUGGCAGACGGCAUGCCAUUCUUCGAGUCAGACAACGGGGUCAUCCUCACGUCUGGCUUCCAUGGCUACAUCCCUCCAACCUACUUCGCCUCCAUCCUCAAGUGGCCCUCUCUCCUCCCCCACCCCCUCUCCCCUCCUCCUCCCCACCCCCCCCAUCCUCCUCUACCCGCCCUUGCUCCUGUCCCCCCCGCUGCUUCCGCUGCUGUCUGUGCGGGGGAAGCAGCAGGGCCGUGUUUAGACCCGAAUAUGGGGGGGUUUGCUGUAUGUGGACCGAAUGUUUCAGAGGAAGGGUUUACCCCCGUGCCUCCUGCUGCGUCGGCGGCUGUGUGUGUGGGGGAGGCGAGUGUGAGGAGCGAUGGGGGGGGCAUGGGGGAUGAGGGGGUGGGUGGGACGGCGGAGUCUGGGAGAGGGGAGGUGGGCGGAUCGAACGAGGACGAGGAGAUGGUUGAUUGA